CCAGUCGUCGUCGCGCGCUCGUUUCGUCCGUGUCGGAUUUGUGUUGGCCCGGUACUUUCGGCAUUGUGCAAACUGCGAAUCGGUCGAAAUUCACUUCCGUAGCAACACCGCAAUACAGAGUACAUCGUCGUCGUUGUGAGCGCUUUCGUAAAUCGGAGAAGAAAUAUGUGCAAGGAAUUUAGAUUAUUUCUUUUAAGUGGCAUCCUGCUGAUGUUCCUCAGUAGAAAUCUCGUCACUGCGACUACUUCCGAGGAAAGUUUCGAGACGGUUCAUACGAGCAACGCGGCCGUUCUAAAUCGACUCGGGUUGACACCUCUUCAAAUACCCGACGGGCAUCACAAGAAGCGAUUAGCCGGACCUGAACCUCCGGGGCUUAGCUCGCAGACGCGCAUACAUCAGCCUUACAGUCGCCGUCAUGGACACCGCGACAGCCACGUUUACAUCGUGAAGCUUCCGGCUAGUCCUCCUUACUACACUGUCACGAAGCCUCACAAAUCCGUCAGCGAUGAUAAAGCAACGAAGACUGGACCAAGUUUUCCGGUUGGAUUCCAAGGAAAUGGUAAACCCGCCAAGAUUUAUCAUUGGAAUUUACCGGUCGUGAAGAAAAUGACGGAGAAGAAGCGUCUCCAACUGAGUCAACUGAGGGUUGACCAGACUAAAAAAAAGCUCGAUGAUAUGAAGAAGCAAACGUCUUCUACAAAAACUAUGCUGAAUAAGCUUUAUCCACUCGAUACAUCCAGCAAGAGUUACGAGUAUCGUGCCGCUGAUAAUAAACUUCAUCAAACGCACCAAAAGUCGCCGGUGACGAAACACAUCAGAAAUAACGACAAGAGGCUGAACUAUCCGAGUCUGAACGGCAAUGACAAUAUCAAAUUCAAGUCGACGAAGAAGAACGACGUUGGCAACAAGGCGUACAGACUAGACGACCUGAGUGUUCAUAGGAUCCACCUGACCAAUGAACUUCACGGCUCGAGGAACACCGUGCCGAAGAUGAAGAAGCACAGGAAAAAAGCUGCCAUGUCGUAUUACGCGCCAAUCGCCACCAAGACGGGUUCCACCAGCAUUCACAAGAAUUUCCCCGGAAAUGGCAAGCCUAAGGCUUUCUACAUUAUGGAGAAGAGUCGCAAGCCAGUAUACUAUCAUCCCCUUCUACCUUAAUCUCCGAUUGUUCGUGUAACUGUGCAUAAUUAUGUGUAAUAUCUUAAGUGACUCGCGAGCCUGUUAGCUUAAGUAGACACGUACACUACUCUGUUUGUACAGGAUCAGGGAUCACUGUUCAUUGACAACGACGAGAUGCGAAAAGAAAAAAGAAAGAAGGAGGGAGAAAGAAACAGACUUUUAUGCCUAUAUUGCAUAUAGUCAUUCUUAUUCGAGAUCACGUGCGUUCCGCAAAUUUUCUACUUCUGUUAAAUAUACAUCGUUAUUAUUAUCUUUCCUUAUAAAAGAAUGUAUCAAGAUAAGUAAUCCAAGAUAAAAAUUCAAAUUAGAAAUCCAAGUAUAAGUUCUAUCAUCGCAGCUUUUUGAUAAUCUCUACUUUUGCACAGUUUUGUGUAUUUUACAACGAUGAUGUCAUAUUCGAAUAAUCUAUUUUAUCGAAAUGCAUUGCUGCAAUAAUUAAACUUGUACUUUGUUACAGUGAACGAGGAAUGCGAACAUAUCAUAUUUUCACAAAAUACGUUAUUAUUAAUAUAUAGUAAUAACGUACAAUAAUCAGUAUCUGCGAAGGGCAGUAUCAGAUAUUUCCGCAAAAUUAGGCAUCUACUGCAUCUACUUCUCCUUACAAGAAUGUGUCACUUUAAGAGUCAGAUUUUUACUAGAACAAAAAAUUUUUUCUGAUUUUUAUCAAUUGUCACUGAAACAGUACGUUAAAACAUUCAUAAGACUGAAGCACCACCAGAAAAGACUUUUUACGACGAUUGACUUAAUCGUAGGAACAAGUAUAUAAAACUUACGAGUAAAUACGUAAAAAAAGCCGAAAAUAGAAACAAUGUUGUUUUAUUUGUAUGUUUGCAGGUAUUGCUGACUUAAAGCACGUUAGUAUUAUUGAAAUUACGACUGAAUGUUCCAUAUCCGUCCUGCAUUGGAUGGCUAUUAUUCACACUAUUUACAUAUGAUAUAAAUAUCAAUUAAAACUACUUCUAUGUGACAUUCAAAUUACGUAAUAUAUAUGUAAUGUAGCUUUUUUUUAUUUCUUCACCUGCAUUUUUAUUUGUAUAAGAUUUAAAGACAAGCAGAAAACGCAGAAAAUUAAUAUUUUUAUCUAGAUUAACAUAAGGAUUUUAUGUGACGUUAAUUUAAUGUGAAAAAUUCAUCCUUUCCAUAGAGUUUGAUCUUAUAAAUUGAGUUUCUGUUUUCUUUUAACAAAUUUGAAAAAAUAUAAGUUUUAUAUAAUAUUUUUUUGCGAUAUAUAAUCGCCGAAUUGCUUUUUCCCGCUGAAGGAUUGUCUAUGAUUCUAUAAUUAAAUUCUUUUUAUUAUUAAAAAAAUUGUAUAAUAUAUUUUUAUAAAUAUAACAAACACGUAGGAUUUCUGCAUGUGCGUCCGCGCAUAAUUAUGAUUGAUCCACGAUUAUCGAAUGCUUAAUCGACGUAAGACGUUUCCAUAUGAUUAUAGGUAGAUCUUUUAUUAAGACUGGACAAUACGCAUGUUUUUAUACAACAUGUAAAUUUUCUUCCUACGCGCAUCGAGAUGCGGGAAUCUUUUACGUUAAAUAUAUUUUUUUUUAUAUUCUAGAUACUUAGUAAAUAAGCGCGCACGAUUAUAAUGAGGCAUUCAAUAUAACGAAUAAAGAUAUUUAUAGCUCUUUGUA
Messenger RNA from Monomorium pharaonis (pharaoh ant), 2807 nucleotides. RefSeq lists its product as uncharacterized. The transcript is spliced from 2 exons. NCBI's taxonomy places the organism in Eukaryota, Metazoa, Arthropoda, Insecta, Hymenoptera, Formicidae. Bases 166 to 1158 code for a protein of 330 amino acids. The record is from RefSeq and is a predicted model, not a curated record.